CUAACGAGGACUCAUAUUACUCUUGAACUGAACAUUCUGUUGAUAAAAGGCAGUAGUUAGAAUCAUCUGAAGAGUCAGUAUAUCAAGAACCAUGAACGCCGUCAUUCUAAUUUCGUUCGCACUCUUUACGUCUACUUACGCCCUUACAGGCGAUGAGUGUCUUGAAGAGAACAAAACCGAGCAGAACAAUUUGAAAAUCGUGUUGUCAUUCUACGAGGCGGCUUUCGGACAGCACAACAUUUCCGCUGUAGACGAAUAUAUCAGUCCGGAUUACAUUCAACAUAAUCCGCAUGUUGCCGACGGCCGUCAACCGCUCAAAGAUUUUCUUGUACCAUUCAAUGCUAUCAAGACAAAGGGACCCGUCGACAUUCGUCACACAGCCGUCAAUGGGGACAUGGUCUGGUUGCACCUGAAAACUACCGGAUUCAAUGGUGAACCAUUGGCCAUCAUUGACAUUUUCCGUGUUAAGGAUUCUAAAAUUGUCGAACACUGGGACGUUAUUCAGGAAAUACCGUCACUGUCGGCAAGUAAGAAUUCUCAUCCAAUGUUUUAAGCCGCUUCGAUGUUCAACGUGUUGUUGUAACUAUUUUUGUAAUUGACUUCUUUGUGGACAAUAAACUUGAUUGUUUUAAUGAACCCAGA
Messenger RNA from Bradysia coprophila, 642 nucleotides. RefSeq lists its product as uncharacterized. The record is from RefSeq and is a predicted model, not a curated record. Gene Ontology annotation, biological process: polyketide metabolic process. NCBI's taxonomy places the organism in Eukaryota, Metazoa, Arthropoda, Insecta, Diptera, Sciaridae.